GACAGCAGACUCGGCACUCCACGGGGCCAAGUGGUGGCCUGGGAGGCCUACCGGCCGUUGAACAGCCUCUCGACGCGGACUCGGACGUCACCGGCUCCACAUGCUCCGACACCUUCAUCGAACCCGCAGAGACACCGACUGGUCUCGCGCGUCGUCGGCUUCUGGCCUCUGCUCGAGGCCGUACUGCAGGCGGCCUCGGGCUCGAGUCCGAACUCUUGCGACACGCUCUUCUCAACUCGUCUGCACCAGCUCGACCGCUGGCUGACUUGGUUGCCCUCGCGACUGGCCACGCCCAGCGCCACCGGCCGGACGCCUCUGCAGCUCGUCUCCGACCUGCGAGCCCCGAGAACGGCCCCGACUGGCGGCGUCGGACGAGGACGGUCCGCGAAGUCCGAGGCCGACGGCGGACGAAAGGACUCGGAGGAGGCCGACUGGUCGAGGUUGCAUCGGCUUCUCUGGCGGCAUGCUCAGAUCGGCGAGUUCCUCACUGCCACGAUGGCUGGAGACGUGCCUCGCAUGCAGAGCUGCCUCGAGUCGCGCUUCUUUUGGACAGUUUACUGGGGCGUUAUCCCACUUGCUCGUCUACCUUGCCCUCCUCACUCUCGAUUUGUUGAUCCGACUUGGGCCUCCUCUCCGAAUCUCGCUCAUGGCCCCGAAGAUCCAUUUCUUACCUUGCUGGCUGAUCGAGUUCACUCGGUUCCAGACUCAGGUUUCAUUUUACUCCAGGCCCCAUUUCUUAUGUUUUGUCACAUACCUUGGCUGGCACGAUUACUGUGGCCUCACCGAAUAUACCUCAUAGGCUCAGAUUCCCAUGCCUGUAGAUAUCAGGCAAUGUCUCCACGGCCCAUCCAUGGGAUCCAAACCGUGUGCCCUUAG
Messenger RNA from Protopolystoma xenopodis, 876 nucleotides. NCBI's taxonomy places the organism in Eukaryota, Metazoa, Platyhelminthes, Monogenea, Polystomatidea, Polystomatidae. The record is from the annotation of a GenBank genome assembly.